AUGCUUCUCUAUAAGGCUCUUGCUCUUGUCCUCGCCCACCUCACCCUGAGCCAAGCAGCAGCUUGUCCAGCAAGAGGAUGCGGCAGUGCUGACGCUUGCGUCCUCACCGAAACAUGCACAACAGCAACCUUUGUCUCGCCCUCGACAACGACUAUCACAACCUGUGUCCCAACGCCCACCUGUGCCGGAGUCUACUGUAAGAACCGGGAGACCACAUCUAAGCACAACAUUGAAAGUACCUCUCUCUAA
Molecule: messenger RNA, 249 nt
Organism: Penicillium mononematosum
Lineage: Eukaryota; Fungi; Ascomycota; Eurotiomycetes; Eurotiales; Aspergillaceae
Exons: 2
Coding region: 1-249 (82 amino acids)
Source: RefSeq, a predicted model, not a curated record